Cololabis saira (Pacific saury) is the source of this 1355-nucleotide messenger RNA. RefSeq lists its product as uncharacterized. The record is from RefSeq and is a predicted model, not a curated record. The coding region runs from base 72 to 1355 and encodes 427 amino acids. NCBI's taxonomy places the organism in Eukaryota, Metazoa, Chordata, Actinopteri, Beloniformes, Belonidae. The transcript is spliced from 6 exons.
CGGGAGAAAGCGGGAACAUCAGACAGCGCUCAACAAUACAUGUAAUUUCUGAAGCAGCACAUCCAUCAAGCAUGGCACAGUCAUUGAGACACGUCUACUGCAGUGCCCCUUGCUGUUCAAAUAACAAAAAAAAUUUCCCCUAUUUGAGUUUUCACGACUUUCCAGCUGAUGCCGAGGUACGCGCCCGUUGGGUGAGGGCAAUCAGACGGGAUGAAGGGCCCAACUUCAAAAUCCUACGUGGGAGCACUUUCGUCUGUAGUCAACACUUUUCACCAGAGGAUAAGACCAUCUCUGCCAGUGGACGAACUAGGAUUAAGAAAGGGGCAGUGCCCUCCAGAUUCGUGUGGAAUGACUGGGGCAAAGUGAAUUACUACUCUCUGCCGGCAGUCACACCAAGUGUUUUGGAGAGAAGACAAAGACCAGAGGAUGACUCAACUGAAGAGGAAGAGAUGGAUGUUGAGCUGUUGCUCCAGUGCCAUAACUACUAUAAAAAACCAGAACAAUCAGCAUUGGAUACAGAAAAAAUAGAUGUCCAGCAGCGGGUGAUAGAGGAGCUGCAAAAGAGGCUGGCUGGGGUUACUGUGAAGCAGUCGUUUGGCUUGGAGAGGUUUUCAGCAUCGGAUGACGACAUCAGAUUCUAUACCAGAUUUGCCAGCUACCACCAUCUACAGGCAUUUUGGAUACAGAUUGAACCUGCAACAAGGAGAAUCGUGCGUGUUGGUACACAUUCAUCCACUUCCUGCACAACAGCAGCUCCUGACAAUGAUCCACCUCAUCGACCGAGCCGAUGCCUUCCGAUGAUUGAUGAACUGUUCCUGUUCUUGGUGUACCUGUCGCUGGGUCUGAAUGAGAAAGAUCUGGGUGAUCGUUUCAGCAUUCAUCAGUCCACCGUCAGCAGGAUAAUAAAAACCUGGUGUAAAUCCCACACUACCCUGAAAGGAAUGAUUGGCGUGUCACCACAUGGUGCUGUUACUUUUGUUUCCUCACUGUAUUCUGGUUCUGUCAGUGACAAAGAAUUGUUCAGGCAAUCUGGCAUUAUCCCUCUUUUGGAUAAAGAUAUGGCUGUAAUGGUGGACAAGGGAUUCGGAAUUGACGACGUAGUGCCUUGCAAAGUUUACAGACCACCUUUUCUGACUAAGGGGUCACAGCUGUCUCAUGGCGAAGUGCUGGUCACUCAGGACAUUGCACGGUUAAGGAUACAUGUGGAGAGGACAAUUAAGCACAUCAAAGAGAACAAACUGUUUGACACUAUUAUCCCUCUGACCAUUUGUGGUAGUAUCAACCAGCUUUUUGCAGUAGCCUGCCUCCUAUCAAACUAUCAAAACAAGCCACCCGUCAAGGUUUGGGCCAUAUAA